Molecule: messenger RNA, 348 nt
Organism: Saprolegnia parasitica CBS 223.65
Lineage: Eukaryota; Oomycota; Saprolegniomycetes; Saprolegniales; Saprolegniaceae
Exons: 2
Coding region: 1-348 (115 amino acids)
Biological process (GO): protein phosphorylation
Molecular function (GO): ATP binding; protein kinase activity
Source: RefSeq, a predicted model, not a curated record
AUGAUCAUGGAGUUUAUGGAGCUCGGUGCUUUGCACAACUAUCUCCAUCUCAAGCAAUUUGGAGUGCCCGUGGAGAUGAAGCUCUUGACGAUGGAGGUCGCGCUGGUGCUGGCGUUGGCGCUGGCCGACCUCCACCUUUCAACACUCUUUCUCUCGAGACCCCACUACGUCCGGCUCGGUGACCUUGGCUCGGCGCAGACAGUCGGCACCAAGUUUUGGAUGGCGCCCGAGGUGCUCCGGGACCCGGAUCAUGCAGGCGAAGGACGCAUGUACACGACGGCCACCGACAUUUACUCGUUUGGCGUCAUCUUGACCGAGCUCGACACGCUCUGUGAGCCCUACUCGUAG